This is a messenger RNA of Ylistrum balloti, 1332 nucleotides long. RefSeq names its product protein Aster-B-like. Gene Ontology annotation, biological process: intracellular sterol transport. The transcript is spliced from 13 exons. The record is from RefSeq and is a predicted model, not a curated record. Gene Ontology annotation, cellular component: plasma membrane; endoplasmic reticulum-plasma membrane contact site; endoplasmic reticulum membrane. NCBI's taxonomy places the organism in Eukaryota, Metazoa, Mollusca, Bivalvia, Pectinida, Pectinidae. Gene Ontology annotation, molecular function: sterol binding; sterol transfer activity. The coding region runs from base 1 to 1332 and encodes 443 amino acids.
AUGGCCACCGUCAGUCCACUGUGGCCUAGCAAUGAGGCAGCCCCAACUCCAAACAGGAAGGAUAAUGAUGUUUCAUUGCUCACCCCUAACAGUGGAGGUCCUCAUCAGUCACGCUCGUCCUCUAUCAGAUCACAGUCAUCAGUGAUGAGCAGAAAGGACUCAAACAGAGAGUCCUUUCCAACAAUAAGCAGAUCCAGGGCAGAAAAGUUUCACAAACUCUUUAAGUCUGUCACUGAGACAGAGGACCCCAUUGACUAUUUCUCAUGUGCCUUCCUUGGAGAUAUCCUACUACAGGGUAACCUGUAUGUGUCACAGAACUGGUUCUGUUUCUACUCAAGGAUCAGGGGCAGGGGGCGACUGCAGGAGAUCCCAAUGGAGAAAGUCAUCAGUAUAACUCGAGAAAAGACUGCCCUUAUCAUCCCAAAUGCCAUUGGUCUCCAGACAGCUCAGGAAAAGUAUGUGUUUGGAUCCUUCAUCUCCCGAGAUAACACUUACAAGUUUCUUUAUAGUCUCUGGAAAAAAACCCAGCAACAGAAUGACAUGCUGGUACAUAUAAGAAAUGAUUCAAAUACCUCAAAUGAAAUAUCCUUCACGAUGUCUCUAGACCAAACUGUACCAGAUGACCCGGACAGGAAGUACGAAUUGAAGACCAGUAAAUCCUUCAUAUCCCCAAAUACAGACUUUCAUAACAACAAUGUAAUCACUGCCCCAGACUCCGGUCAAAACAAGCUGGACUCAUGUGAGUCAGACUCAAGUGUGUGUCCUGAGUGUGGAGUUGUUGACAACAGUGAUUCCAACAGUAACAAAGACGUUCCACUUGAGACAGAAAACAGUGUACAAUCCACUACAUUUGUUCAUUCUGAGAUCAUAGGGCAGAGGGAAGAGGUCAUUGAAGGUUGGAAAUUCAGCAUUCCUUAUUUUAUUCAGUGCUUUGAUUGUCGUAAAAUGUAUGCAGCAUUUUCACAGCUGGCUGUGAAAUUUCAAAAGGUUCCCCGCACCAAUCUCCUGCUGGCGAUAUGUUCAAUAAUGGUACUUUUCCUGUUGCUGUCAGCUGUGGGACUGACCUACAAAAUCCUUCUACUUCAGGCCAAAUUAGAAGCCAAAGAUAUCUGGUCUCCAGUCUCUCAAUCAUCAUGGAGGGAGAAGUUGUACCAGACCAUUUACUCUAUGCAGUCUGACUCGCAUCUAGCGACAGUGAAACAACUUCAUUCUGUUCUACAAACCAAUAUAGAGGUCUUAGAAGAGAUAAAUUUGAGUUUAAAAAUUCUCCAUACACAUACAGAGGAGAAGGGAACAUGUCAAAGUAAGGAUGGAGACGAACCAUGUAGUUAA